AUGGAAGUAUUUCGGUCUGAGGGGCUCUCUUGGGCUGAUCAAUGGGAUCCUGAAUCUCCCCCUCCUCCUCGUGAAGAUGACAAGAAGAAACGCAAAGAUGCUUCCAAAAACAAGUUUCUCAAAUGGAAUAAAUUGGACCUUAUUGAUGGAACAUCUCAAAAACCUGAUGAAGGUUCUCCUUUGACAAGACAAUGGCAGAGGUGUAAUGACUUAGUAGUGUCUUGGCUAACUAACUCACUUUCCAAAGACUUAGCUCGUACUGUUGAGUAUUCUGAAUUUGCUAGGGAUAUUUGGAGUGAAUUAGAGGAGAGAUAUGGAAAUACAAAUGGUGCUAGAGUUUUUGAACUUAAGAAGGAUUUAGCCCACAUAGCCCAAGGUGCUCCUGAUGUAGCUUCUUAUUUUAACAAAAUCAAACAACAUUGGGAUGAAAUUGAUGCUCUCUCUGUAACUCGUGUGAACUCUUGCACUUAUGGGGCUAAAUCUGAGUAUUAG
Molecule: messenger RNA, 492 nt
Organism: Lycium ferocissimum
Lineage: Eukaryota; Viridiplantae; Streptophyta; Magnoliopsida; Solanales; Solanaceae
Exons: 2
Coding region: 1-492 (163 amino acids)
Source: RefSeq, a predicted model, not a curated record